AUGUCAAACUAUUAUCAAGAAUCAACACCUACAGCAGCUGCUCGUCAACGUCUAGCUCAUUAUACUUCUCAACCCCAGCUUCUACCAGGACAACCCUCACAACCGUCUUUACAUCAUCAUCAUUUGGCUUCCAUACCACAACGUAUGCCUUCAAUCAAUGAGCUUGCUCGACGGUCAUCAUCAUCAUCAUCAUCUUCUUCUUCUUCUUCUAGUCAUCAUCAUCACCAUCACAGACAAAGUUCCAGUAAUUUAUCUGGUUCUCAUCACUCAUCAUCCUCAUCGUCAUCUUCUUCAUCUUCUUCUUCUUCAAGGCAAAAACCUCCAGUAGACGGAUUAGUCUCUCCUACAAUUUUGCCAGUUCCUCAUGCUUUACAACUUCAACAUCAACAAUCUCAAUAUCUUUUGGGUCAGCAACAACUACAACAACAACAACAAUAUCAGCAGCAGCAGCAGCAGCAGCAGCAACACCAACUACUACAACAGCAACAACAACUACUUCCAGGCCAAGUACCUCCUCCACCACUACUCCACUCAUCAUCAUCAUCAUCAUCAGCUUCAGCUUCAGCUUCUCCAGUUUCUCCAGCGUCUGCAACUUCUCCUGGAGGUUCUUCAUCUGCAGUAUCUCCAUCGUCUGCAGUUCCUGGUGAUCGCAGAAAAACUCCCGCUUCUUGGGACCCUCAUGACGAUGUCAUGCUUCGUCACCUAAAGGAAGAAAAAAAAUUAGGAUGGAAAGAAAUCGCAGCUUACUUUCCAAAUAGAACAACAAACGCUUGCCAAUUUCGUUGGCGUAGAUUGGUUUCAGGAACCCUCAGAUCAUCAUCCUCUUCAGCAUCUCUAGCACAAGGUGUCCCCCCACCUACCCAACAAGCAUCAAUCGGCCACCAUGGAAUGGACCAAUACUAUCCACAUCCUUCCUUUUCUCCCUCUGUCUCACCAGCCCCUCCUUCUUCUUCUUCUUCUUCUUCUUCUUCUUCAAGUCAUAAUCAUCAUCACCAUCAUCACCAUGAUAGACCUCGUUCAAUCUCCACUUCUGCAUCAUCUGCUUCUUUAUCAUCAUCUUCUUCUUCAUCUUCUUCCUCUCACCGCAUGCUCAAACACCACGCUACUUCUUCAACCUUAAGUUCUCAUUAUGCAAACGGAUCAUACCCUGAUAGACCCUGGUCCCGCGAAGAAGAUGAACUCAUUGCAAAACGUACCGAUCUUAGACCAGAUGAAUUGGCUCUACUUUUAAAUGGCCGCUCAGAACAAGAAAUUUUAACAAGACGAGCACAUUUAGCAACUCGUUCUCAUAGACACAGACAUUCUUCUUCUUCAUCUUCUUCAUCUUCAUCUUCGUCAACAUUAAUACCAUCUGCAUCUACAUCUGCUUUACCACCUCUUAGAGAAGGUUUAUCUGCUCAUGGACUUCCUCCACUUUCGGCCUUGGCUCCUGGAGCAUCCCAUUCUUCUCGUCAUUCUUCUUCUUCUUCUUCUUCCCGUCACUCUUCAUCUUCAUCUUCUUCUGCAAUGAAGCGCGCUAAAUCGGAAGCUUCUUUUGAUGGUUCACGACUCCCUCCACCAAUGGUCCAGCCUCUUUCUGGAAGUCAAGGGUAUCCUCAAUAUACCCAACAAUAUGCAGGAAUGUCCCCAUUACAACAGCAGCAGCAGCAGCAGCAGCAGCAGCAACAAUAUCAAUAUCAACAGCAGCAGCAGUAUCAACAACAACAACAACAACAAAUGCAGCAGCAGUAUGGACAAGACCAAAUCCCAGCUAAUGUGGCAUCAUCUGGACGAUAUUACGAUCCAACCAGAGGAACAUAUCUUCCACAACCCCCGUCGUCAUCUGCGCAACAACAAGGAACUUAUUACAGAUGA
Messenger RNA from Magnusiomyces paraingens, 1854 nucleotides. RefSeq lists its product as uncharacterized. Bases 1 to 1854 code for a protein of 617 amino acids. The record is from RefSeq and is a predicted model, not a curated record. NCBI's taxonomy places the organism in Eukaryota, Fungi, Ascomycota, Dipodascomycetes, Dipodascales, Dipodascaceae. The transcript is spliced from 2 exons.